Gadus macrocephalus (Pacific cod) is the source of this 1287-nucleotide messenger RNA. RefSeq names its product ADP-ribosylation factor-like protein 6. The coding region runs from base 290 to 871 and encodes 193 amino acids. Gene Ontology annotation, molecular function: GTPase activity; GTP binding. Gene Ontology annotation, cellular component: axoneme; cytoplasm. Gene Ontology annotation, biological process: intracellular protein transport; protein localization to cilium; cilium assembly. The record is from RefSeq and is a predicted model, not a curated record. NCBI's taxonomy places the organism in Eukaryota, Metazoa, Chordata, Actinopteri, Gadiformes, Gadidae. The transcript has 8 exons.
UUUGUUACAUGUUUUAAUUGUCCAUGUGAUCGUUGUAGUUGAUUGGUGAAACGGACAUUAAUUAUUCUUUACUUUUAAAACUGACGGUUCCCUAUUCUUCGACCAGAUGCCGAGGGUUUCAAAGCACUUAAUUCUUCCAAAUAGGAUUAAAGUGUUUCGCCUCAAGACAACAUAGUAGUCUGCUUAGCAACACGUAUCGCCAGCUCGGUGUUCAUGUACAGGUUAAAGAAUUGCAUGCUGUGGCAAAAGGGUGUAGGAUAUUUGUAGCUAUACUAGAUCUUGUUCAUCGAUGGGACUGUUGGAUAAAUUGUCGUUGUGGCUGGGCAUAAGGAAGAAAGAGGUGAAUGUCCUAUGUUUGGGACUAGACAACAGCGGCAAGACUACGAUCAUAAACCACCUCAAACCCACUAAUACACAGGCACAAGAUGUAGUUCCAACGAUUGGUUUCAACAUUGAAAAGUUCAAGACUUCAACCUUGUCUUUCACAGUCUUCGAUAUGUCUGGUCAAACCAGAUACAGAAACUUAUGGGAACACUACUACAAAGAGAGCCAAGCCAUCAUAUUCGUCGUGGACAGUGGAGACAAAUUGCGAAUGGUUGUGGCCAAAGAAGAACUUGACACUCUUCUUAACCACCAAGACAUCCGGAGCCGCAGGAUGCCUGUAUUGUUUUUUGCUAAUAAGAUAGACCUACGAGAUGCCAUGUCCUCUGUCAAGGUGUCCCAGCUGCUGUGUUUAGAGAGCAUCAAAGACAAACCGUGGCACAUCUGUGCCAGUGAUGCUGUGAAAGGAGAAGGCCUACAGGAAGGAGUGGAGUGGUUACAAGAACAAAUAACACAAUCAUAUCAAAGCAAUGAAGAAGUGAAUACCUAAGAUGGCCAUGGCAUUCAACCAAAUAAAGUAUUCAACGACCAGCCAGUGUAUCAGCCACUUUUAAAUAUAGGUAUUUCCUUACCGAGUUAUAUAUUAAGGAAGGGAAGGUAAAGAUAUUUAAUUAGUGUUUAUGUUUUAAGAAAUAUUUUAUAUGUCGUUAAUGAAGGUCAAAUGUACAUUGAUUCAAUGUUUGGUAAAAUAUAAUUACGUGAAUCUUAUGUACGUGGUACAUGGUAAAGAGCUGUUUCUUUAAAAUGUCCACGAUUAUUUUGUAUAGGGAUGUUUCAACAUUUUAUUGACCUUUUAUUGUUUUAAUUAAAUGACAAGAACGAGAGCAAACACUAAAACAUGUAAUGUGUUACACAAAAAUGGAUGUAAAAAAAGGAUAAUAAUAAAUUGUUAAAAAAUAUAUACAA